CUCUCCUUCCUGCUAACGCUUCAUCUCAUGCUCCUUCUCUCUCUUCAUCCAUGGAACUCAACCUCUGCGUGAACUACCAUAACCGUCACGCUUUCAGAUUCACCUCUCCUUCCGCCUUCUCUCUCUCCACUCUCCGUUCCGUCCGCACUCACUUCCUCGGUUCCGCCUACACUCUCCGUCCUCCACUACCGCCUCUUCAAUCUCGCAAGAAAUGCAACAGGUUAGGGCUUCUCCGCCUCCACUCACCGCGCUUCGUCUUCAAGGCUUCUUUGCAAUCUCACUCUCUCAUCGUCGUUGUCGUCCUCGUCACCUUAUCCGCCGUUUCUAUCCUCCGAUUCACUCUCAAUAACCGAAAGAAGUCUCGCAAUCAGACACGUGGACAUGCAAAAUUUGCAUUAUCGCGACAAGGAAGUAAUGUGGGGAACCAGGUCAUUGAAAGCCAGAUUAUCGGUUUUCCAGAAUUUCAAAGGGAUAACCCGAUGAGUGAAAUUGGAAAUUUAACAGAUCACAAUGCAGAAGAUAACCAUAUUCUCGAGGACAAAGAGUCUCAGCUUCCGUUAUUGAAAUCUUCAUUGGUUCACGAAGCAUCCUUCAUGACCAACGUAUCAGAGUCAUCUACUCCUGUUCUUGACUCCAGUUUCAAUAAUAGUAGUUCAAGGGUUUUAGAAGAGUCUAUUUUGCCAGAUGCUUUCCAAUCAACUGUGUUGCAACCUCUAGCUUUUGCUGAAGAAAUGGCUUUACAAGUAGAAGAAAAUCAAGAUCAAGCUGACUCUGAUCCUGAGUCACCUUUGACUAUAGUUAAAUCUGAGCAUACCACUUCUUCUGUUGGUGUAAACAAUGAACUCACAACAAUCAAUGAACAAACUAAAGAAAACAUUGAUGCCAUCAGCUUUGAUGUCUUUUUUGGUGAAUCAGCGAGGCAAGAGCUGUACAUGUUUUAUGAGGAUAACAAGUCUACAGUUGGGUCCAUGUCACCACUUAGUAGUCUAAAGUCGUUAUCUCUUCAUGCUUCAACUAAUAAUGUUAAAGGAUUGCCCUCAACAAUGAGAAAUACCACACUUAAAGGAUCUGAUAUCUCAACAGAAAUUUCUCCACAAGGUGCAGAAUAUAUUGAAGGAGUGGUACCAAUUUCCAGUCACACAGAAGGCUACUCUCCACAAAAUGGAAGUAAACACUCGAGGAAAGGUGGCAGAGCUCUGCCUGCCAAAGUUUUUCCCAACAAUGGCCACUCAAUCAACAUGCAAUUUGAUCAGAAAAGUGAUCAAACAAGGGUGGAGGAUGAUCAGAAGAAUGACCAUUCAGAUUAUCUGAGCAGAUAUAAUAAGCUGUUAAAAGCUGCGAGGUUACAUGAAAGUUUAGAAUUGCUUAAAGAUAUGGAAACAAAGGGUUUAUUAGAUAUGACCAAGAUUUAUCAUGCAAAGUUUUUUAACAUCUGCAAGAGGAAAAGGGCAGUUAAAGAAGCUUUUGAUUACAUUAGGCUAAUUCCAAAUCCAACUUUGAGUACAUUUAACAUGCUUAUGUCAGUGUGUACAAGCUCCCAAGAUUCAGAAAGGGCUUUCGAAGUGUUGAAGCUACUGAAAGAGGCUCGACUAGAACCUGAUUGCAAACUUUAUACCACUCUGAUUUCCACUUGUGCUAAGAGUGGAAAAGUUGAUACAAUGUUUGAAAUGUUUCACAAGAUGGUUAAUUCUGGAGUGGAACCAAAUGUUCAUACCUAUGGGGCACUCAUUGAUGGUUGUGCUAGAGCUGGGCAAAUAGCAAAAGCAUUUGGUGCUUAUGGAAUAUUGAGGUCUAAGAAUGUGAAGCCAGAUCGUGUUGUAUUCAAUGCACUUAUAGCUGCAUGUGCUCAGUCAGGAGCGGUGGAUCGUGCUUUUGAUGUUUUAGCAGAAAUGGCAGCUGAAAUACAACCCAUUGACCCAGAUCACAUAACUAUUGGUGCAUUGAUGAAGGCUUGUGCAAAUGCUGGUCAGGUUGAACGGGCACUAGAAGUGUAUAAGAUGUUACAAAAAUAUAAUUUAAAGGGAACUCCAGAAGUUUACACGAUUGCCAUUAAUUCUUGCAGCCAAACUGGAGAUUGGGAAUUUGCAUGUAGUGUUUACAAUGACAUGACCCAGAAAGGGGUUCUCCCUGAUGAGAUGUUUCUGAGUGCACUGAUAGAUGUUGCUGGACAUGCGAAAAAGCUGGAUGCUGCCUUUGAUGUCCUCAAAGAAGCUCGUAAAGGAGGAAUACAUAUUGGAAUGAUGUCAUAUAGCUCGCUAGUGGGUGCCUGUAGCAAUGCAAGAAAUUGGGAAAAGGCAUUGGAGCUAUAUGAAUAUCUCAAGGCACAUAAAUUGGUGCGAACAGUUUCAACAGUUAAUGCUUUGCUCACUGCGCUUUGUGAUGGAAAUCAAUUUCAGAGGGCUUUGGAAGUUUUAUCUGAAAUGAAAGGAUUGGGAUUGUGCCCAAACAGUAUCACAUUCUCAGUACUGUUAACAGCAAGCGAGAAAAACGAUGAUAUGGAAGCAGCUCAAAUGCUUCUUUCUCAAGCCAAAAUGGAGGGUGUUGCCCUUAAUGUCAACAUGUGUCGAUGCAUAAUUGGAAUGUGCCUGCAAAGAUAUGAGAGGGAUUGCUUUGUUGGUGAACCUGUUUUAUCUUUCAACUCAGGACGGGCCCAAGUCAAUAAUAAAUGGACAUCACUGGCUUUAGCAGUGUAUCGUGAAACACUUGGAGCUGGUGAAAAACCUACAAGUGAAAUACUGUCACGACUUCUGGGAUGCUUACAACUCCCUUAUGAUGCAUCUGUCAAGAAUAGACUAGUUGACAACCUGGGAGUAAGCACUGAAUCUUCAAGAAACUCAAACCUUCGCGCAUUAGUAGAUGGUUUUGGGGAAUAUGAUGUUCGUGCUUUUUCAAUACUUGAGGAAGCUGCUUCAUAUGGAGUUGUUUCAUCAGUAUCAUUCAAAGUGAGUCCUAUUGUUGUUGAUGCUAAGGACAUGCAUACGUCUACUGCUGAGGUUUAUCUCUUAACUGUUCUGAAAGGUCUCAAGCAUCGACUGGCAGCAGGUGCAAGAUUAUCCAAUAUAAUAAUUUUACUGCCGGUAGAGAAAACAAAAGUUUCAACUCAAAAGGGUGAAAAGAUGAUCAACUUGGCUAACAGAGUUGGCCAGGCAGUUGCAGCUUUAUUCAGGAGACUUAAGAUUCCUUACCAGGGUCACGAAUCGAGUGGGAAGCUUAGAAUUAAUGGUCUAGCUCUGAAGAAAUGGUUUCAGCCGAAACUUGCAUCAUUCAGUGGGAAACCAGGUGACUGGAGCUCAUCCCCAUCAAGACUGGGCAAACGCAUUAGCCAUCAGCAGCGAAGGAUUCGAACCGGCAAUUUAUCUUUAGACUAAGUGUAUAUUUGUGAUUCCCAGCAGAAAUCAAGCAUCUGCAUUUUGCCUAAUAUUAGCUUUCCAUCUUAAUGUAUUUUCUCAAUAGAAAGUUGAAAGCACUCCUUCAUCCAAAUGGUAUAAAUAGAAGAGUGAUUUAGACCUAAGAAAGCAUAUGCUUUCUUGAGUGCUGGCCUGAGAAAUGACAUCUCAGCAAAUUCAUUUUGAUGAAGCCACCAUCAAAAUCAAAGAUGGCACUGGUCCAAUUCUUUUGUCCUUUACCUGCAGCUAUGUCAUGGCCUCUGCCACGCGGAUUAUCUAAAUUAAUGUACGAUGAUAGAGAUGCAGAAAUAUCUGAUCUAUAUGAUUCUGGUACUUGUAUUUAUUUUGUUUUACCAGAACUUUAUAUAUGUAACAAAAGCAUAUACAACAUGAAAAACAAUAC
Arachis stenosperma is the source of this 3789-nucleotide messenger RNA. RefSeq names its product pentatricopeptide repeat-containing protein MRL1, chloroplastic. The record is from RefSeq and is a predicted model, not a curated record. Lineage: Eukaryota; Viridiplantae; Streptophyta; Magnoliopsida; Fabales; Fabaceae. The coding region runs from base 51 to 3368 and encodes 1105 amino acids. Gene Ontology annotation, molecular function: protein binding. The transcript has 19 exons.